CUUAUCGGGAUCUCGGGGCCGUUCGGGGCCAGCGGGCCCCCCGCGGCGGCGGUGACGUCACUCCCAGCGCUCCCAGUCCGAGCCCAGUUCGGCCGCCGGGACCGCGGCGCGCGCGGCGCCCCCAGACCCAAAGCGCGGAGCGACCCCGGCCCGGCAUGGAGACGCCCCCGCCGGUCACUCCCGCUCCGCCCCGGGACGCGGCUCUGGCCGUGGCCGAGGUCUCGGUGCUGUCGCUGCUCUUCCUGCUGGCCGUGUCCAGCAACCUGCUGGUGCUGCUGGCGCUGCGCAGCCCCCGCGCGCCCAGCGGGCCGCUGCGCCGUUACCUGCGGCACCUGAGCGCGGCGGACCUGGCGGCGGCCGCGGGGCUCGUGCUGCCGCAGCUGCUGUGGGACCUCACGGACCGGUUCCGCGGGCCCGACCCGCUCUGCCGCCUCACCAAGUACCUGCAGGGCGUCGCCAUGUUCGCCUCGGCCUACGUGGCCGUGGCCAUGGCGUGGGACCGGCACCGGGCCAUCUGCCGGCCCCUGGGCACGGCGCGGGGCACGGCGAGGGACAGGCAGGGGACACGGCGGGACGUCCCUGUCACAGGCCACCCUGAGGGGGACCGGGGCCACCAUGGAAAGGUCCUGGGCCACCGUGGGGGACUCUGGGGCCACCAUGCAGGACUCUGGGUCCGGUGCCACCACAGCUGGAUCUGGGACCACCACAGCUGGAUCCGGGACCACCACAGCUGGAUCUGGGACCGCCACAGCUGGCUCUGGGACCACCACACCUGGCUCUGGGACCACCACAGCUGGAUCCGGGGCCACCACAGCUGGAUCCGGGGCACCACAGCUGGCUCUGGGACCACCACACCUGGCUCUGGGACCACCACAGCUGGAUCUGGGACCACCACAGCUGGAUCCGGGGGCACCACAGCUGGAUCUGGGGCCACCACAGCUGGAUCGGAUGCCACCAGGCGGUGGUGGCGGGUGGCCGCCGACCGCGCCCGCUCGGGACUGUCCCGGUUCCCCGGCCCCGUCCCGGUUCCCCUCGGCCCCGUCCCGGUUCCGCUCGGCCCUGUCCCGGUUCCCUCGGCCCCGUCCCGGUUCCCCUCGGCCCUGUCCCGGUUCCCCUCGGCCCCGUCCCGGUUCCGCUCGGCCCUGUCCCGGUUCCGCUCGGCCCUGUCGCGGUUCCGCCGCCGCUGGGACGCGCUGGCCACGGCCUGGGCGCUGGCGCUGCUCUUCGGGCUGCCGCAGGUCGGCAUCUUCGGGCAGCGCGAGGUGGCGCCGGGCGAGCGCGACUGCUGGGCGGCGUUCGCGCAGCCCUGGGGCGCCCGCGCCUACGUGACCUGGGUGGCGCUGGCCGUGCUGGUGGCGCCCGCGCUGCUGCUCGGGGUGCUGCUCGUGGCCGUGGCCCGGGCGCUCCGCGGCAGCCCCGGCGGGCCCGGCGGGCUCGGCCGCGCCCGCGCCAAGAGCCACCGCAUGGCGGCCGUGGUGCUGGGCGUGGUGCGUGGACGCCGUUCUGCUCUGGGCCGGUCACACAUGGGGACACGGGGUGUGUUCGUGCUCUGCUGGACGCCGUUCUUCUGCGCGCAGCUCUGGGCCGUGUGGGACCCCCGAGCACCGACGGAAGGGCCCGCGUUCACCAUCCUGAUGCUCCUGGCCAGCCUGACCAGCUGCACCAACCCCUGGAUCUCGGCCGCCUUCAGCACCAGCCUGGCCCGGGCCAUGGGCAGGGUGCUGUGUCCCUGCCGCAGCCACCGUGGGGACACCGGGGGACAGCGGUGACACCGAGUGACACUGAGUGACACUGGGCACGGCCAUGGGCAGGGUGCUGUGUCCCUGCCGCCACCACCGUGGGGACACCG
Messenger RNA from Camarhynchus parvulus, 1849 nucleotides. RefSeq names its product vasopressin V2 receptor-like. The transcript has 6 exons. Lineage: Eukaryota; Metazoa; Chordata; Aves; Passeriformes; Thraupidae. Bases 156 to 1769 code for a protein of 537 amino acids. Gene Ontology annotation, molecular function: peptide binding; vasopressin receptor activity. Gene Ontology annotation, cellular component: membrane. Gene Ontology annotation, biological process: G protein-coupled receptor signaling pathway. The record is from RefSeq and is a predicted model, not a curated record.